Hymenoscyphus albidus is the source of this 1245-nucleotide messenger RNA. The record is from the annotation of a GenBank genome assembly. Lineage: Eukaryota; Fungi; Ascomycota; Leotiomycetes; Helotiales; Helotiaceae.
AUGCCCCCUAAAAACAAACCCUCCCACCCCAUCCCCACACCUCUCCAAAUCACCCAACGCACCGCCCGCGUCCGCGAAGUCUUCCAUCGCUCCGGCUUCGAACCUAUAAUCCCCCGUCAAAAAGCCAGCACGCGCGAUAUCCCCGCAAAGAAGCACGAGUGGGUGAGUAGAGUCCAUUAUUCCUCGCCACCGGAGGGGGCUCUGAGGGAGGUUCUUUGUGAUGCUAUUGAGGAGCUGGGGAAUGGGAUGGGAAUGGGGAUGGAUGUGGGAGGGGUGAGAGUUCCUGAGAUUGGAGGGUUGGAUGUUGAGUGGGUGGGUUGGAGAAGGGGGGGUGGUGGUGAGGAUGAUGAGAGGGAGGAGAUGGGGGAGAAGGGGAGGUAUGAGGGUAUGAUGAAAGAGGUGGAUAGUGAGAUGGUGGUUUUGUUUGGGUAUGGGGGGGCUUUUAUGUAUGUACUCUCCAUUCCCCUCUAUAACCAAAAAAGAAACUCCAUCUACACACCCAUUAGCGUAUAAACCCUCAAAACUAACAACAAACCCAGGCUAGGCGGUCCCUCCACCGCUCGUCCUCUCGCGAGUAAACUCGCACACUUAACAAAAGCCAGAUGCUACAUCCCCAAAUACCGCCUCGCACCACAAAACACCUUUCCAGCGGCGAUCCUCGACAUGCUGCACGCAUACCUAACACUCCUCUCCCCACCACCGGGCUCCCUCCACGCCCCCGUGGCACCCCAAUCCAUCAUCUUCGCAGGCGAAUCCUCAGGCGCAAAUCUCGUUCUCGCAGCCCUACAAGUCCUCCUCUCCUUCUCGCGAAAAUCCACAUCUCAAGGUGUUGAGCCCAAAAUACCCUUUCACGGUCGACAAGUAAAACUAGACCUCCCAGCAGGAACCGCCCUCCUCAGCCUCGUAGCCGACAACGUCCUCACAACACCCUCCUGGACAUCCAACGCAGGAAGCGACAUCUUCGACGACGAGUCCCCCGCCAUCACACCGGGGUUUCCCAGCGAUGCCUCAUGGCCCUCUACUCCGCCGCGGGGGCACAUCUACACUGAACCCCGAAUGUUGAUGCACCCCCUGGUUAGUACUUGUACCACGCCGCCACACCUCUGGGCUGGCGCACCGCCGUUGUGGAUCGCGAUGGGGGGUGGUGAAAGGCUGCUUGAUGCGGCGAAGAUGGUGGUUAGGGAUGUUGUUGGUGNACCUCUGGGCUGGCGCACCGCCGUUGUGGAUCGCGAUGGGGGGUGGUGA